This is a messenger RNA of Diachasma alloeum, 1312 nucleotides long. RefSeq names its product putative carbonic anhydrase 3. Gene Ontology annotation, molecular function: carbonate dehydratase activity; zinc ion binding. Lineage: Eukaryota; Metazoa; Arthropoda; Insecta; Hymenoptera; Braconidae. The record is from RefSeq and is a predicted model, not a curated record. The coding region runs from base 220 to 1182 and encodes 320 amino acids. Gene Ontology annotation, cellular component: cytoplasm. The transcript has 7 exons.
AUGUGCAAUACUCCGGGGGUUGAGUAUUUGACCAGUCGCCUGAACGAAAUCAUCUUCAGUCGUUGGACACUAACCGCAUCGUUCGGACGCUUCAUCGCAUUUUUUUCUUCUUUAUUUUUUUCAAUAUUUUUUUUAUCGAAUUCACUCAAGUCAACAGUCGAGUGAAUUUUUUAAAAUUAUUUUUUUUAGUGAAAUAAAUAGUUGGGGAGUUCAGACGAUAUGACAAUUAUUCAUCUCGUCGCUUAUAUUUUUCUCACUUCAGGUGUCCACGUGAGUUUGCAGAGUGACGAAUCGUCUUGGACAUAUUCUGGUGAAAAUGGACCCGACAACUGGGGUCCCACCUGCACAACCGGAAAACACCAGUCCCCAAUCGACAUCGUCUCCGAGGACGCCAUCAAAGACGAUCUGGGCUCCCUCAAGUUCAUCCGAUAUGACUUUGCGUACGAGGGAAAGCUGUUGAACAAUGGCCACAGCGUGCAAAUAACUCUGUCAGGCGUACCUCUAUUUCUGAAUGGUGGAGGCCUGACCUCGACGUAUCAAUUCGAACAGAUGCACUUUCACUGGGGUGCUGAGCACACCGUUGACGGCUAUCAGGACGCUCUUGAGCUGCAUCUCGUGCAUUUUGAGAAGAAAUACGGCAAUGCUUCCACUGCUGCGCAGUAUAAGAAUGGCAUUGUUGUUAUUGCUGUUUUAUUCAAGUUGAGUGAUGGUGACAACAAAGAUCUCGAUCCAAUAGUCCAAGCGACUGAGAUGGUAGCCCACUGGAUAGGGCCCAGCACAGCAGAGAUUCAACAUAAAAUCAUCCCUCAGUUACUACUCCCGAAGGACACGACAUCCUUCUACAGAUACGAAGGAUCAUUGACAACACCGGGAUGCCAGGAGACUGUCACGUGGUUUAUAUUCACAGAAAAAUUGACGGUUUCACUGAACCAGUUGAGUGUCUUCCAGGAAUUGGAAACCGCCCAGGGUCCCCUAAAAUUCAACUUCCGACCGGUUCAGCCCAUCAACGACAGAAAAGUUUACCACCAUUUGUUAGGAUACACUUCAAACUCAAUAAUAUACACCAUUACGAAUAAGUUCUCCAAGUUGUUCUCAUUGAGACCCCUGUGCCGCCUCUACCACCGGUUAUUCUCGUCGUUUAAUAUCCAUGAAUUCAAGGAAAAACAGUAUCAGAAUGCAUGAGAAAACUUCAACGUUUUAUUAUAAGAUGAAUCAUUAUUCACUGAGGAUUGAUACCAUUGAAAUUUACAGUGAGUUUAAUUUUUUUUAAAUUUAGGUUCCUUCAAAAAUAUACAUUCUCACGUCUCUUUAA